AUGCAAGUUGACAGCAGUUUGGCUAUGAGUUCGAAACCCACCCCAGUCCCAAACGGGACGACGCCAUUCUGGCGAACAGAGCCUCAUGCUUUGGAUAGCCAUCGAUCUACCGAAUUUCUUCCGCUUGAGUGUGACAUCGUCAUUGUAGGCGCGGGAUAUGCAGGUGCCUCGGUCGCCCAUCAUAUUAUCAACCAGACCCAGCCUGGGCUUAUUCCCCCUUCGAUCGUGAUUUUGGAGGCUCGGCAGGCGUGUUCCGGCGCGACUGGGCGCAACGUCAUCUUCCAUAUAGGAGGCCAUAUGAAACCUGACAUUUACAACGGAAUCGCCGGGUUGGCAGUAGAUCAUGGUGUUGAGGCUGCUGCAGAAGUAGCCGCAUUCGAAGCCAAACACGUCACUUAUUUGAAACAAUUCGUCGAGAAUGAAAACAUCCAAUGUGACUACGUUGUCACAAAAGCGAUAGAUGUUCAAUUGUCACAGGCGCAUUCUGCAAAGCUUAAAGAGGGAUACGACAGAUUGAUACAGAAUGGAUGUGAGCCGACAGCUACCGCAACGUUCGUCGACACACCUGAAGCAGAAAAGUUCUCUGGAGUUAAAGGCGCGAAGGGGUGUUUCACAUACGAUGCUGGUCAUAUCUGGCCAUACAAAUUUGUGCUACACCUUUUAGAGAACGCCCUUGCUCAUGGAGUGAAUCUGCAGACCCACACUCCUGUCUCUGGAAUAACAUACGCCAAUGACCCGUCUCUGGCUCAUCGCUGGACAGUCAAGACUGAGCGAGGUUGUAUUUCAGCCAAAAAAGUGGUACUGGCAACGAACGCAUAUACCUCAUCACUUGCCCCUCAAUAUAAGGAGAAGAUUGUGCCAGUGCGAGGGACUUGCAGCCGAAUUGUUGUUCCGCCUAACGACUCUGUCCCUCGGUUAACCCGUACUUACACCCUUCGCUGGAACAAUUGGAACUACGACUAUCUUAUUCCUCGUGAUGAUGGGAGUAUUGUUGUCGGUGGUGCACGACCAGCUUUCAUCGAUGAUUUGGCCAACUGGUACAAUGUCAGCGAUGAUAGCCAGGUACUCGAGGCUGCCAUCCGAUAUUGGGACAAUUAUAUGCAGCGCAAUUUUGUUGGUUGGGAGGAGAGUCAUGCGUACACUGAUCGGGUGUGGACUGGAAUCAUGGGUUAUUCUUCGGAUGGACUACCACAUAUAGGCCGUGUUCCAGGAGAGGAUGAACAAUAUAUCAUCGCUGGUUUCACUGGACACGGAAUGCCGCAGAUUUUCCUUGCAGCUGAGGGUUUGGCAAAAAUGAUACUGCAAGGCCUCGACUUCAAAGAGACCCAGCUCCCGCGGUUGUUUGAAUCUACUCCAUCGCGACUUGAGAACUCUCAGAAUAAAAUAUUUGCCAGCACCCCGGGAGCAAAGUCCCAAUCCCGAUUAUGA
Molecule: messenger RNA, 1428 nt
Organism: Penicillium olsonii
Lineage: Eukaryota; Fungi; Ascomycota; Eurotiomycetes; Eurotiales; Aspergillaceae
Source: the annotation of a GenBank genome assembly